Medicago truncatula (barrel medic) is the source of this 1676-nucleotide messenger RNA. Its product is annotated as vacuolar protein sorting-associated protein 36. Gene Ontology annotation, molecular function: ubiquitin binding; phosphatidylinositol-3-phosphate binding. The record is from RefSeq and is a predicted model, not a curated record. Gene Ontology annotation, cellular component: ESCRT II complex; late endosome membrane. Gene Ontology annotation, biological process: protein transport to vacuole involved in ubiquitin-dependent protein catabolic process via the multivesicular body sorting pathway. Bases 54 to 1382 code for a protein of 442 amino acids. The transcript is spliced from 8 exons. NCBI's taxonomy places the organism in Eukaryota, Viridiplantae, Streptophyta, Magnoliopsida, Fabales, Fabaceae.
AAAGGUCAUUUCAAUUCAACUCCAAAACGACGUCGAAGCUCUGAACUUCUCCGAUGGCCGGAAACUCCUUACCGCCGGUGAACCUCACCGACAAUGGCCGACCAGUGCUCUUACCUAAUGAAAUCGAAUGCUUCUUCCUCUCCGGCGUAGACCUUCUCUGUGAAGACGAACCUAAUUCAUGGUUCCCUCAUCUCAAAUCCGGCCUCCUCAUCCUCACCACUCACCGCCUUCUCUGGCUCCCCGACACCGCCGUCGCAUCCUCCUCCUCCGCCUCCGCAGUCCAUCUUUCUUCGAUCUCCCACAUUUUCCCUAACAAGAAGUCUCUGAAAUCGGUGUUCGCCUCACGAAGGAUCCGUUUUCAGGUAUCGCCGGAGACGGGAUCGAGAUCGGUGGUUGUGACGGUUGUGGUGAGGGGGAAAGGGGAUUUUGAUGCUUUUGUGGCGAAGUUUUGGGAGAAUUGGAGAGGUAGAGCGUGGGAGGAGUCGGAGAAGGUUGCCAGUUCGAGCUCGAAUGCGGUGGCCGGGGCAGGUUCGGCAUCGAGUGGGAGCGGGAUUUAUUCGAGUGAUGGGACGGUGAGGAUGGUGGGAGUUUCGGGGAUUUUAAGGAAAGAGCAGGAAAUGUGGGAGAGUACUGAUAAGAGUUUGCAGGAUGCUUUUCAGGAUUUGAAUGCUCUUAUGAGCAAGGCUAAAGAGAUGGUGAUGCUAGCGGAAAAAAUGAGGCUAAAACUUUUGUCAGGCUCAAAUUCUCAAACAAAUACAACUAAUGAUGAGGAGAUGGGUUCAAAGGAAGAGAUGCAAGAAUUGUUAUUGAGUGUUGGUAUAAUAUCCCCCGUUACAAAAGAGUCGGCGGGUGCUUUGUAUCAUCAGCAGUUAUCUCGCCAGUUGGCAGAUUUCGUUAAAGUUCCACUAGAGAGAUCCGGAGGAAUUAUCAAUCUAAUUGACAUUUACUGUCUCUUCAAUCGUGCUCGUGGGACAGAGUUGAUAUCGCCUGAUGAUUUGUUGCAAGCAUGCUCUCUGUGGGAGAAGUUUGAUGUCCCAAUUGUUCUGCGGAAGUUUGAUAGCGGCGUCAUGGUAAUACAAAAUAAGUCCCACAGUGAUGAGGAGGUUUUCACUAAAAUUAAGGCGCUUGUUAUGAAGCCUGAUGCUCUUCGAGCUGGGAUAAGUCCUAGUGAUGCUGCAAGGACACUAGGAGUCGCCCCAGCAAUGGCAAAGGAACAUCUCUUAUCUGCUGAGAGCAAGGGUAUACUUUGCAGAGAUGUAAGCCCUGAUGGAUUUCGCUUUUAUAUUAACUUGUUCCCAGAAAUUGAUCGAGAUGAUGUGUAUUUAGUAAAAGAUCAGGGUAUUUAUCCCUCAUGGGUAAGAGCAAUCCCUGCUCUUGGUUAAAGUGGCAAGCUUGCUCAAUUCAAAGGUAUAUCAGACAAAUUUUCAGUGCCAAGAACUGGCCUGACAUGACAUGGCUGGUUUGUGUAUAUUUUUACUCAUUAAUAUUAGAGGAGGAAAAAUAUUACACACAUGUGCUUCAUUAUAUUAGAUUUACAUUGUAAAGAACAUUUGACAAAAUCACCAUGAAGAAUGAUUAUAGUAAUUGAAAGAAGAUACAUCGAAAUAACAUUUUAUUCAUACGAACUUGCCCCUUUGUUGGCAAAUGGAAGCAAAAACUUUGCUCAAAGUUACAUU